AUGGAUGAACGGUGGCGCCACUGGGCGUCGGAACCGCCGCCACUGCUGGGAGGCCCUGGCUGGAGACGGAACGGGCCUCCAGGGCAGGCAGUUCCAUCAGCCAGCCCGAGCAGGCACCCCCCAACGCCCCUGCUGAUGUGGCUCCAGGGGAUGGAAGGACUCCAGCUCACCUUCAGGCGCCCCAAGCUCGGGAGAGGCCUGCAUGAGCACCUAGCUCUCCAGCUCCCCCGCCCGCCGCCCCUUCUUCAGGCUCGGCCCGUCUGCAUCCAACCGGGCAAGCAUCCAUCACUGUUCCAGCCGCCGCCGCCAUCGUCGUCGUCGUCGAUCCAGGCCUGGGCAAGAGCCACCCACCUGCCCAAGUUCUGACCGAUAUACCGCUUCGGGACUCUUCAUCCGCCCGGAGAAAAGCGAGCGACGCACAGCCAUCCGUCGACCAUUUGACCGGGUUUGCCUCCUUUGGCACAGCGCGCGCAAUACACAGACAGACAGACAGACAGACAG
This is a messenger RNA of Purpureocillium takamizusanense, 501 nucleotides long. RefSeq lists its product as uncharacterized. Bases 1 to 366 code for a protein of 121 amino acids. The transcript has a single exon. Lineage: Eukaryota; Fungi; Ascomycota; Sordariomycetes; Hypocreales; Ophiocordycipitaceae. The record is from RefSeq and is a predicted model, not a curated record.